Equus quagga is the source of this 384-nucleotide messenger RNA. RefSeq names its product interferon-induced transmembrane protein 1-like. Gene Ontology annotation, biological process: negative regulation of viral genome replication; response to interferon-alpha; type I interferon-mediated signaling pathway. The record is from RefSeq and is a predicted model, not a curated record. Gene Ontology annotation, cellular component: plasma membrane. Bases 1 to 384 code for a protein of 127 amino acids. The transcript has 2 exons. NCBI's taxonomy places the organism in Eukaryota, Metazoa, Chordata, Mammalia, Perissodactyla, Equidae.
AUGUCCGGGGACGAGAAAGGGGUGGUUGUGAUGGGGGCACCCCAAGGCUCAGCUCCCAUGACAACCACCGUGAUCAACAUCCACAGCGAGCCCCCCAUUCGCGACCAUGUCAUCUGGUCCCUGUUCAACACGCUCUUCAUGAACUGGUGCUGCCUGGGCUUCGUGGCAUUUGCCUUCUCCGUGAAGAUGGGUGGGUGCUCUAGGGACUGGAAGAUGGUGGGUGAUAUGACUGGGGCCCGGAGCUACGCGUCCACUGCCAGGAGCCUGAACGUUGCUGCCUUGGUCCUGGGCGUUGCUGUGACUAUCGUUUUCAUCGGUAUUUUCGCUGCUAGCGCUAGUGUCAUUUACUACCAGAUUUCCGGGCAUCCGGACGGUGACAUCUAG